GUCUCCCUUAUCACGUGGGGGUGGCACGCACCGCGCAGUUUGCAGCUGUAGUAGUAUGGCGUUGGCUGGGGUGCUGUUUUUUCGAAGUGCUGAAAAUAUUUUCGCUCGUUGUAACAGGUGUGCGCAUAGGACGCCCGCCUUUUACAGAUCUUUUCAGCUUUUUACAACAGUCCGGGGGCUUAUGGUCGAAGCACCACAGAAUAGUACUCAUUUUGGUUUUGAGAGCGUCUCUGAGGAGGAGAAGACUGAAAAAGUUUAUAAGGUUUUUGCAAACAUAGCCAAAAAGUAUGAUGUGAUGAAUGAUGCAAUGAGCCUCGGCAUCCACAGACUGUGGAAGGAUGCCCUCUUGCACAAGAUGAACCCUACACCAGGAACAUUGCUGCUGGAUGUCGCUGGUGGAACAGGGGACAUAUCUUUUCGUUUUCUGGAAUAUGUUCGCUUCCAGCUUAAGCAACGGACAAAACAAGAUGUCAGAUCUCAACAGACACCUUCUUGGAAUGCAAUAGCAGAAAGCUAUGCAGCAGGCCACCAGAAUUCCAACACUGUGUCACAGGCAAUAGUCUGUGACAUUAAUAAAGCGAUGUUGAGAGUCGGGAAGCAGCGAGCAGCUGAACAAGGCUAUAUCACAGGUCUUUCCUGGGUUGUCGGUAAUGCAGAGGAACUGCCAUUUGGUGACAAUAUGUUUGAUGUGUAUACGAUUGCCUUUGGAAUCCGUAAUGUUACUCGUAUUGAUAUGGUUCUUCAGGAAGCUCACAGAGUGCUGAAGCUGGGUGGCCAUUUCUUAUGCCUGGAGUUUAGUCAAGUUACCAAUCCACUGCUGGCCAGGCUAUAUGAUGCCUAUAGCUUUCAAAUGAUUCCUGUUCUUGGAGAGGUGAUUGCUGGGGACUGGAAGUCCUAUCAGUAUUUAGUUGAGAGUAUCCGUCGCUUCCCAGAUCAGGAGGAGUUCAAGGCUAUGAUUGAAGAUGCAGGGUUUUUUAAGGUCCAGUAUACCAAUCUGACAGGAGGUGUGGUGUCUAUUCAUUCAGGAUUUAAGUUGUGAGUUUAGCUAGCGGAAUGCUAGAAAGGAAGGCAUUGCUGGAUGAAAGAAUCUGCAGUCUUUACAGCCCCACAACCUUAGACCUGGUUGGUUGAAAGUAGGUUGAUGACAAUACAAUUCCACUGUGCAACAUGACUAUACAGGUUUGGACUGAUGUUUGUGUCUGCAAAACGGCCUGUGAAGUAUCAAUAACUGAUGCAUGAGAAUCAGUGUUUGCACAAGAAACAAAACUGACUGGUUUUUGAUUUGGAAUGUUUUGUGGGUAGGUCAAGGGCACUUGAAGAAAAAAAUAUCUUUUAUUUAUGUUAAUAAAUUGACAGUCAAAAACUUUUAA
Erpetoichthys calabaricus (reedfish) is the source of this 1370-nucleotide messenger RNA. RefSeq names its product coenzyme Q5, methyltransferase (gene coq5). The record is from RefSeq and is a predicted model, not a curated record. Bases 56 to 1039 code for a protein of 327 amino acids. Gene Ontology annotation, molecular function: methyltransferase activity. The transcript has 7 exons. Lineage: Eukaryota; Metazoa; Chordata; Cladistia; Polypteriformes; Polypteridae. Gene Ontology annotation, biological process: ubiquinone biosynthetic process.